CCUUGGCCUCCCCGAUCGGGCCCCUCGGAGACCCGGGCUUUCCCGGCCGCUUCCCCUGAGCCCUUGGGCCUCUCCCCGGAGCCCUCCCCGUCCCCCUCGGAGCCCCGCGAACUCCGCGCCCGCUCUCCCGAGGCCGCGCGGGGCGUGGGGAGGGUGCGCUGGGAGGAUCGUCGAGGGGCCGGGAGCACACGUGGGGGCCCGGGGAGGCCGGCAGCUAUGCGCGGGCGGAUGGUACCCGGAAGGGGUCCAGGCUGUCGGAGGAUGUGACGAAGUCAUACGGAAGCGUCUCCUAAUUGAUGGAGAUGGCGCUGGAGAUGAUCGGAGAAUUAAUCUACUAGUGAAAAGUUUCAUUAAAUGGUGCAACUCUGGAUCCCAGGAAGAGGGAUACAGCCAGUACCAACGUAUGCUGAGCACACUGUCCCAAUGUGAAUUUUCAAUGGGCAAAACUUUGCUGGUGUAUGAUAUGAAUCUCAGAGAAAUGGAAAACUAUGAAAAAAUUUACAAAGAAAUAGAAUGUAGCAUUGCUGGAGCACAUGAAAAAAUUGCUGAGUGCAAAAAGCAAAUUCUUCAAGCAAAACGAAUACGAAAAAAUCGCCAAGAAUAUGAUGCAUUGGCAAAAGUGAUCCAGCGUCAUCCAGACAGGCAUGAGACGUUAAAGGAACUAGAGGCUCUGGGAAAAGAAUUAGAGCAUCUUUCACAUAUUAAAGAAAGUGUUGAAGAUAAGCUAGAAUUGAGAAGGAAACAGUUUCAUGUUCUUCUUAGUACCAUCCAUGAACUUCAGCAAACACUGGAAAAUGAUGAAAAGCUCUCAGAGGUAGAAGAAGCUCAAGAAACAAGCAUGGAAACUGAUCCUAAACCAUAGACCAACUAAUCACUCACCAUUCCCAAGAAUAUUGAAGUAGCAACAUGAUCUUAGUGUGUUCAGAAUUUGUUGUGCUCUUGAGACAUUUAAAGUUUUGGCAGUGAACUAGGUUGCUUUUAAAUUUUAAUGCAGUUCAUUCAUAUUUCUUCACACAAAGGGAGAUGACUUCAUUAUAUAUUUGUUUUUAUUGAAAUGCCUUUUUUAUACUUAAAAGAUAGGAAGCAACAUCCAAAAAUGUUUAAUGAAAUAUUUUCAAGCCAGAUAUGUUAGUGCUCAUUGGUAUUCUAGGUAGUUUUUAACUGGUAACAUUGAUUUGUUCACAAAAUAAGUGGAAGAUAGUGAGAAGGUGGCAUUUCUAGGAUGUACCUGAGAAAAUUAGUCAAUUUCUGGAAAUCGUUACCACUUUUGAAAAUGAAGUCCAUGAAUAGGCUCUCAGGAGGGCUGUGAACUUAUGAAAUUAUGUACAAAAUGUUUGUGGUGUAUGCUUAUUGUGGGAGAGGUUCCAUGAUAUUAAGAAUCACUGAUAUCAGAGGUAAUUACAAGAUGCAAAGUAAAUCAAUAUGCAUUACUUUCUAGAUCUCUGUCCUUAAUACUUCAGCAAUGUGGUUAUUAAAUGUUUUGUUGAAA
Balaenoptera ricei (Rice's whale) is the source of this 1489-nucleotide messenger RNA. It is a transcript of the gene THOC7, whose product is annotated as THO complex subunit 7. Gene Ontology annotation, cellular component: THO complex part of transcription export complex. The coding region runs from base 404 to 862 and encodes 152 amino acids. The record is from RefSeq and is a predicted model, not a curated record. NCBI's taxonomy places the organism in Eukaryota, Metazoa, Chordata, Mammalia, Artiodactyla, Balaenopteridae. Gene Ontology annotation, biological process: mRNA processing; mRNA export from nucleus. The transcript has 8 exons.